AUGACAGACAUUGGUCAAGAGUCUGAUGUCGCCAAUUCGAGCGUAGAAAUCAAGAAUGUGGAAAAAUCGUGUGGAAACGGUAUUAAUAUUAAGGAGGAAGGAAUUACUGUAAAGAAAGAACAUUUAGAAUGUACACUUUGCAUGGAACGAAGCGCCGAUCUUAUCGAUAUCAACACAAAAACUCAAGCUGGAACCUUUUUACAUGAAUAUCUUUCUAAGUACACCCAAGUAGACCUUAGCACAGAAAAUAACUCGAAGCAGAUAUGUAAAAAUUGUUUUGACCUCAUAGAUAUAUUGGAGCAGACAGAGGCAGAAUAUAUGAAACUGAAAAUUGCAUUUGAAGCUAUACUUAGUAAGAAUCCACUCUUUGAAAUUCAAUUAAGUAAUAUUAAUAUUGUAAAAAGUGAAAGCAGUGGACCUGUAAGAACUCAAAAUUCAGAUUCAGAGGAUGAACCUCUUUCACUUACUAAAAAGAAGCGUGUUGUUUCAAAACCUGAAUCUAAAAAGAAUGAAACACAAGGAAAGAGAAAAGUUGUUAAAAAUAGGCGUAAAUUAAAUGAUGAAAGCUGGGAAUGUAAGGAAUGCAAUGCACAAGGCAGCAAAGGCGGUCAAGCUGCCCUUGUGUCACAUAUGCUUAUGAAACACAUGGCUCCUCUAGAAGUGGAAACUAUCAAGAAAGAAGACAAUGACAAGGCUAAUUCUACAAUCUCCACAGACUUUGAUGAUAUGUUCAAAGUAGAAGAUGAUUACGCAGAUGAUGAUGAUGAGUACAUUCCGGACCCAGCAGAAGGUGAAGACAAGACAUGUAUUGUUGGGCAAAAAAGACGAGGAAGAAAAAAGGGUGUGGGUAAUAAAGCGCCAAAAAAGAUUUUCUAUUGUGAUAAAUGUCCGUCUAAAUUCACCUCUCCAGUUCGGUUGGAACACCAUAAACAAAAGCACGAGGAUGAUGGAAAACCUCCAUAUAUCUGCGAAGUCUGCGGAGCACAUUACAAGCACAAGCGUGCUUGUGACAUACAUGUUGCUUUACAUAAAGGUAUAAGUGAUUGGAAGUGUGAAGAGUGCAAUAAACUGUUUCCCUCCAAGGGUGCAUUACAAAGGCAUAACAAUAUUCACACAGGAAAACUGAACUAUCAGUGUGACCUCUGUGGCAAGUCAUUUAUCCACACAUCAUCAUUCAAGAUGCACAAGCUUUCCCACUCGGGAGUCAAACCGCACUCAUGCGAUGUGUGUGGGUUGGCGUUGAUGACUCGCUCCCAUCUCAAACGACACAAGCGAGUUCAUAGUGGCGAAAAACGACAUGAAUGUCCAGUCUGCGGAAAGAGAUUCUCUGAGAGAUAUAACCUCUUAGCACACAGCAAAUCGCACGAACCAAAUGCGCCGACGCAAGAACCCAACGGUCAACCGCCUGAGAGACGUCGCAUGUUCCGUUGUCCGUACUGCCAGGAAAGAUAUGAGAGGAGGUAUAUGUUAGAGCGACAUGUAUCGGUGGUGCACGGGAGGUCUCUAGAGCGUCCGCCCCCCACACCUCGUAAUACGAUGAGCAAAUUGCUGAAGGCCCAAGCGCAGAGGAGGGCCGCCCAACCACUCGCUCUGCAGCCUGAUGACACGUACAAUUCAGACACAAAAGAUUCCCAGAGCCCGGAAGCAAGGACAUCGCCUACAGCUGCUGUACAAAAACUUACUCACAUAACAACUUCGGAUCCAAUUAGCGCCUGGACCAACGCAUACGCAGCGGAAUUUGGUUUGCGGCAGGAUUACGCGCAAUGA
Leptosia nina is the source of this 1767-nucleotide messenger RNA. Lineage: Eukaryota; Metazoa; Arthropoda; Insecta; Lepidoptera; Pieridae. The record is from the annotation of a GenBank genome assembly.